Messenger RNA from Cavia porcellus (domestic guinea pig), 3740 nucleotides. It is a transcript of the gene Gnmt, whose product is annotated as glycine N-methyltransferase. NCBI's taxonomy places the organism in Eukaryota, Metazoa, Chordata, Mammalia, Rodentia, Caviidae. Gene Ontology annotation, biological process: protein homotetramerization; one-carbon metabolic process; regulation of gluconeogenesis. The transcript is spliced from 6 exons. Bases 2689 to 3672 code for a protein of 327 amino acids. The record is from RefSeq and is a predicted model, not a curated record. Gene Ontology annotation, cellular component: cytosol. Gene Ontology annotation, molecular function: glycine N-methyltransferase activity; glycine binding; S-adenosyl-L-methionine binding.
GGAGUGGCCCCUCUCAGGCAGGAAGGUGGAGAGGAGCUAAGAUAGCUUUGCCUCUACUGAGGCUGGGACUUGUGGUCCAGCCCCCACCUCCACCUCCAGUUGGGCACAGAAGCUGGGACCCAGGAUCAGGAGUCAGUUUAUAGCUCUCUGGCCUGGGUUUUGUAGCCAGUUCCCUGAGUUCCUGUUCUGUUACUACCCCACAGCAUAUGGGUGCCUGGCUUACCUCUGUCCCAGAGCCUCACUGAUUCCUGAAGCCCUAUCGGCUUCUGGGGAGUUGGCCCUGGUACCCAAUCGUAGUCCUAUCCCUGAGGGUGGCGGUAUUGGGUCUGCUUGCUCUUUGACCUGUGGCUGCAGCAGGGAUUCUGCCCUGUGCUGGGGCAAGCUCGUGGCAUUAACCAGCCCCCAUCCGGCCUGUUAGGGAAAGGUGGCAGUAGGUCCUGCCUCCUGGAGUAGACGGCUUUCUGAAUCUGGGCCUUGCACCCUGCUGUUGCACCCCUGUGCAUUUAGGCAGUCAUCCAGAGCUCAAGUUAACCAGGUCUCAGUCCCGUUUCAGAAACCUGUUAGAAUAAGACUUCCUUGCCUUACCUAGGAACGAGGCACCUGGAAAGCUUAUUAGGUGGCCACUGCCACAGGCUGCCGCCUUUGGACCUCACAGCCCUCUCUCCCUUCUGUUACUUGACUCUGCGGCACUGGGUAUGGAACCCUGGGCUGUGCGUACCAGGCGUGUAUUCACUGCUGAGUUGCACCCCAGACCUCAAGACACCCCACUGUCCGGAGAGGCAGAGCUCCUGUGGAUCAGGGUCUUGUCCUCAGAAGCAGCCUCUCGGACCCCAGAUUGGACCAUCUUUGCAUGCUCCUAUUAGCCACACCACGAGCUCUGGGACAAAGCACAAGCUGCCUUCCAAUGGCUCAGUGAGGAGAACCAUGCACGAGGCUGGGAGUGGAGUUCAGUGGUCACUGCCUCAGGUGGUUUAGACUUCAGUUCUGCAAAAUAACUAUAGGUGAAGAACCACAGGAACAGACAGCAUAAUCUCAGGGCUUCACUCAAGGCAGCUCCUGGAAUCUGCCUCCUGUCUCCAGUUGGUUGUGUGGAUUUUCCAUGCAGCACCACUGGGCCAUACUGACACUGAAUCCAGGGCCUGAGUUAUCUACUUGGCCUUUUUAAAAAAACUUUUUUUAAAAAAUGGUUUCUCUGUUUUGGUUUACCUAGCUGGUUCACACUUGCAAUCCUUUCUCAGUAUCGUUUUAAUGUAAAUUUUGUUAGAAUGAGACAUAUGAUCGAAUACUAGUCAGAAAACUACCAUUAUAAAUAUCCAGCCCCAUCAUGAGCUCUGCAGUGUGAAUGGCAGCCCCAUACAUGUGGAGUCCUGUGUUAUCCAAGCUUUCACAGCAGUUGUGCAACACUGCAGGACUCACACAUGAACAAACCUCCCUCACACACUUUUUUUUUUUCCUUGUAGAGCUAGAGAUGGGAGUCCAGAGCCUCAUGCAUGUUAGCAAAGCACUCUUUUAUCAUUGAGCUACACCCCAGCCCUUUUGAGGCAGGGUUUCACCAAGUUCCCUAGGUUGGCCUUGGACUUUCAAUCCUCCUGCCUCAGCCUCCAGGGACAAUAGGUGUAUGUCACCACACUCAGCUUGUGUGCCUAACAUCACCUGUCCACAUCGGUCUGAGACCACCUGUGUGCUAGGAAGACAACGUCCAGAGCAUCACAUCAUUCCCAGUCAUCCUCUAGCUCUGGGCCACUGCAGAGGUAGAACGGUUAGGGGAGGAGAGGUUCCUUUAGUUUUAGAAGCAUGGAGGAAGGUGGUGAAGGCUUUUCUGCAGAUCUUGGACUUGCUUGGUGACAUCUUCCAGCUAUUUUAGGAGGUGAAUCUGAAGACCAAGAACAUUGUAACAGGAAGGGCCCUAAAGUGCUUCCUCCAAACUUGUCCUUGCAGAGGCAGAUGAUUUAAGUGGUUUUGGAGGUGGGACCUAGAGUGUCUCCAUGGAGCUUAAGCCUAGUGCCUUCAGACAGUCUUGCUAAGUUGUCCAGGCUGGGCUUGAACUUGCCUGCUCCAGCUUCCCACAAUGCUGGGGUUACAGGCAUGGGCCAGCAGCAGCAGAUGGUCUUUAGUGUGCAAUGGGGCUGUUUGCUUUUCAGAGAUGGGGCAUCUUUCUGCCUCCCUCAGGCUGGCCUCCAACUCCUUGGCUCCAGGGGCCCUAUUUCUUCAGGACCAGUAUAGGUACCGCCAUUGAAUCCCAGUUUUUCUUCACAGAGCUAGAGUAUAGGGGUCAAAUCUAGAGGCACAUCACCACAGAGCUGCACCCCAGCUCUUUCAUAUUUUGCAGCACAAUCCAGACUGGCCUUGCCCCCCCACCCCCUGCUCCUUGAGAUGCCAAGCAUGUACCACACCAGGCCAGCAGGCCUGAAUUCACAAAGCCUGAUGCGAGGUCUUCGUAAAUGGCAUCCGUCUUCGUAUGGGUAGUGGCUCCUAAGGCCAGGGCUCUGUCAGUACUGGGCAUGGUCCAGUCCUGCCCACCCAGGGGAUCAGGUCUGUGUGGAUUUUGACGUUUGCUUCCCUUCUCAACUCCAGUGGGGAGGAGGGGACGACUGACCAGCCUCACUCCACCUUUUGGCAGUGCUGGGGUUAAGCAAGGUGGGAGCCAGGGUUAGGUCCAGGGCAGUGCAGGCAUGGCUGAGCACAGCCAUGUGGGGGCGUGUCUCUGCACUCCACUGCCAUUGGCCAGGUGUGGCAUGGGCCACAGAUAAAAAUGCAGGCAGCCCUGUGUUGACAGCACACACGAUGGUGGACAGCGUGUACCGCACCCGCUCCCUCGGGGUAGCAGCUGAGGGGCUCCCGGACCAGUAUGCAGAUGGGGAGGCCGCACGCGUGUGGCAGCUGUACAUCGGGGACACCCGCAGCCGCACGGCUGAGUACAAAACGUGGCUACUGGGGUUGCUGCGCCAGCAUGGAUGCCAGCGAGUGUUGGACGUGGCCUGCGGCACAGGUGUGGACUCCAUCAUGCUGGUGGAAGAGGGCUUCAGCGUGACCAGUGUGGAUGCCAGUGACAAGAUGCUGAAGUACGCGCUGAAAGAGCGCUGGACCCGACGGCGAGAGCCAGCCUUCGACAAGUGGGUCAUUGAAGAAGCCAACUGGAUGACUCUAGAUAAAGACGUGCCCCGGCCGGAAGGGGUCGGCUUUGAUGCCGUCAUCUGCCUUGGGAACAGUUUUGCCCACUUGCCAGACAGGACAGGUGACCAGAGUGAGCAUCGGCUGGCGCUAAGGAACAUUGCAAGCAUGGUGCGGCCAGGUGGCCUGCUGGUCAUUGAUCAUCGAAACUAUGACCACAUCCUCAGCACAGGGUGUGCCCCUGCAGGGAAGAACAUCUACUACAAGAGCGAACUGACCAAGGACAUCAAGACGUCGGUGCUGACGGUGAACAACAAAGCCCACAUGGUGACACUGGACUACACAGUGCAACUGCCGGACGCUGGCCCGGACGGCACCCCGGGCUUCAGCAAGUUCCGGCUCUCCUACUUCCCGCACCGCCUGGCCUCCUUCACAGAGCUGCUCCAAGGAGCCUUCGGGGGCAAGUGCCAACACAGCAUCCUGGGUGACUUCAAGCCCUACAGGCCGGACCAGGCCUAUGUCCCCUGCUACUUCAUCCAUGUGCUCAAGAGGAUAGGCUGAACAUGGCCCCGGGAGCAGCAAUGUGGCUCAAGCAAAGGGGGCAGAACAAUACAGCCUGUGCCUAUCAA